Messenger RNA from Mercurialis annua (annual mercury), 1905 nucleotides. RefSeq lists its product as uncharacterized. The record is from RefSeq and is a predicted model, not a curated record. Lineage: Eukaryota; Viridiplantae; Streptophyta; Magnoliopsida; Malpighiales; Euphorbiaceae. The coding region runs from base 97 to 1599 and encodes 500 amino acids. The transcript has 3 exons. Gene Ontology annotation, molecular function: acetylglucosaminyltransferase activity.
UUUCAAUGCAACUCUUCCUUCUUAUUCGACUGAAUCAACUCUCUAAUUCUUGUCUAAAUCUCUUAUGAAACCCAUGAAAGCUCACCAAAAUCUUCCAUGGUUUCAAACAACAUGAAACCCAAUUCAUUCGCAUUCACAGCUCCAAAAUUAUUGUUUUGCUUCAUCAUAAUCUUCACUUUUUCAUCCAUAUAUUACUCCCUCAACUCACUCUUCUCCAACAAACAAACAACUCCCAUUAUCUACCAAUCACAUAAUUAUGAAAAUAAUCUUCUUCCCCCAAAACCGAAUCGAACAUUAUCAGCUACUGAACCGCCAUCUCAAUCUCAAAUCCAGCUCAACACAACCCUCCACCACAUAGUUUUCGGCAUCGGUGCCUCUUCCAAGCUAUGGAGCAAGCGAAAAGAAUAUCUCAAAAUAUGGUGGAAGCCUGACGAAAUGCGCGGCGUGGUCUGGCUAGACCACCCUGUUAAAACCGACUCGACCGAUUUCAACCUCUUGCCGCCGACGAUGAUCUCAUCCGACACGUCGGAUUUUCCUUACGAGAACAAGGAAGGUAAACGAUCAGGAAUUCGGAUAUCGAGGAUAAUAUCUGAGACGGUAAAGCUAGGAAUGGUGGAUGUGAGAUGGUUCGUAAUGGGAGAUGAUGAUACAGUUUUUAUUACUGAUAAUUUGGUUAGGGUUUUGUCGAAGUAUGAUCAUAGUCAGUAUUAUUAUAUUGGGAGCUUGUCGGAGAGUCAUAUCCAGAAUAUUCAUUUUUCUUAUGGAAUGGCGUAUGGUGGUGGUGGUUUUGCUAUAAGUUACCCGUUGGCGGUGGCGCUUGCGAAGAUGCAGGAUAGGUGUAUGAAGAGAUAUUCUGGAUUGUAUGGUUCUGAUGAUCGGAUUCAAGCUUGUAUGGCUGAACUAGGUGUUCCUCUUACCAAGGAACCUGGAUUUCAUCAGUUUGAUGUAUACGGAAACUUAUUCGGCCUUCUAGCAGCACAUCCGGUGACACCACUAGUCUCACUCCACCACCUUGACCUAGUGUCGCCAAUAUUUCCAAACUCCGAUCGAGUAGAAUCACUACAAAGAUUAAGAGUAGCAUCACAGCUAGACUCAGCAGCUCUACUGCAGCAAUCAAUCUGCUACGACCAACCCAGAAACUGGACCGUAUCCGUAUCAUGGGGCUACGCUGUUCAAAUCUACCAAGGCAUAAUUCCGCCGCGGGAAAUCGAAAGACCGGCGAGAACAUUUCUGAACUGGUAUCCAAGGGCCGACCACCGUGGUUUUCCGUUUAAUACCCGUCCGGUUAGCAAGAAUGAAUGUGAAAGACCGUUGGUUUAUUGUCUUUCGAAUGCUUUAUAUGACGCUCAUGCUGAUCAGACGGCUACUGAAUAUGUUGGGACUGGAACUCUGAAUCCGAAUUGCAACUGGGAAAUGGAUAAUCCUUCUCCGAUCAAUAGAGUUGAGGUUUAUAAGAGACCCGACCCGUAUUUAUGGGACAAGGCGCCAAGAAGGAAUUGUUGCAGAGUAUUACCGACCGAGGCUAAAGAUACUAUGAUAGUUGAUGUUGGGGAAUGCGAAGAAGAUGAAAUCGUUGAAGUUAUGGAACUGAAUAUCUGAAUACAAUUCUUUUUUGAGGCAAAAUAUUAAAAAACUUUUGUACCUUGUAUUAAAAUGAACCCUUUUAUUAAAUUGUAUGUUUUUGUACUAUAGUUUCUAUAUCUUGUUUCAAAUUAAUGUUUCAUACAAAUUCAGGUUAUUUUUUAUGACGUGGCAACCGGAUGCAAGAAUGUUGUUUUAUGAUGUGGAGUUUACUAUGAUUGCCACGUCAUAAAAAAUAGCAUGAAUUUGUAUAAAAUUUGUUUGGAAUAAAAUAUACAAAUUAUGAUACCCAAAAAAUACGAAUUAAAAAAAGUUUCAAUUUCA